AUGGCUUCAUCGACGUUUCGUGGUCGGCGCGUCGUUGAUCCCAUACCACUUCAACGUGGCCCUUUGCCAAGGGAUCGAAAAUACCCCUCAUCUUUUUCAGGUAGUCGUUUUAAACGUUAUUUCAACAACGCGCACAGUUUUCCUCGAAAUAAGUUUACUUUCACUUUGUUGAUCUUAUGUAAGGUCAGAUUUCGAUUAAAGCUCACGCUUUUGUUUUGAUCAAAUCGAUCUGUUUAUUAGAAUUACAGGGCCGUGCGGUUGAAAGCAGCGCAAAACUUAAAUUUUAGUGAACGAAUUUCGUUUCUCAGUGUCAUAAGGUAAAUAAUCUUUCCACUUUGUAGAUUUAGCAGCUGCAUGGGAAAAUGUCGGAGAAGUGAAGUCUGCGGUAAGUGAAAUUUAAGCCAUUUUGUCUGGUUUCUUUUCAGCUGUUGUCUGGACUGGUUUACCUGUUAAAUAAAGAAGGGAUUUGUAUUUACUUUUUUCAGUAACAUUAAACUUGUUACAGAAAGUGUUCCUCUGUUUUUAAAACUUGUCCCAGUCUUUAAGGUCAUAUUUUUCUCAAGUUUGUUUUGAGCCACAUUAUAUAUACCUUUGUUUCCAUUGUCCCGGUAGAAGAGUUUGUUUAACGAAGUCAUCAAUAUAAAACAUGGUCAUACUUUAUAAAAUCGACUAGCGUCAAUACAAUCAAUAGCAAUCAAUAUUUUAAUAGUUAUCAUAGAUAACUAGUUGUUACAGUUUCUUAGAAAAUAGCAAUUUUACCACCUAUAUACAACUGAAUUUGCACAAUAGAGGAAGAUGUUCCCUUAUUAUGGCUGCUUCUGUGAGUGGGCAAGAUGAAGUAAAUCCUGCAUUCUUUUCGGCUACCUUAGUGCACAAGAUACGCAAGGCCUGUCAUGCCCACUUGGAGUUUUCCACGUUGGUGCCACAAGGAAAAAAAGUUCUCUUGGCCACUACAAAUUCUUUAUUUGACUGAGCUUGUUUGGUCAAGAUGGCCGCUGUGUCUCUCACGCAGACGUUCUUAGGUGUUCAUCACACGUUCUUGCCCCACUAACAUCUGCUGAAAUGAGUGGUUAAAUUCCUUUCUCAUUGUUUGCAAAUAUCAGCUGGAGCUCACUUGCAGAUUAUCGGAGAACCAAUCCGCACUGUUGAAGUUAAAGUGUUAAUUAAUUUCUUAUGUAAGGUGCAGUUGAAUAUUUUCAUAGAAACUGUGCGGUACCAAUAAUAAUAAUAAUAAUGAUAAUAAUAGUAAUAAUAAUAAUGUAUAUACGAUGAAAUGCUUAACUUAAAUAUCCCUAUUUCCCUUUCAUUGAUUAUUUGCUAUUUUAUUUUUUCACCCAUUCCUUCUGAUUACUAUCAAAAUGCCAUGUGAGUGUGUGACUAUAUAUGAAUGUUGAUUUUGUUGUUGUUGUUUUUAGCUACAAGAUGCAGAAGCCAGGAUUAAUGAAGCAAAUGCAGGACUUGGCUCUGAAGUGGAGCAAAAUGGAGAAGUUGAUGUUUCACUGCAAGAGGUCUUCUCAGAGAGACAAAGAUAUGGGAGAGUUGCCAGGUAUGAACUGAGGCCCAGUCGCUUUGGACAAGCUGCGUCUUCUGUACCCUCAUUUGGAGAAGACCAACUUAAUUCAAGGAGAGUUCCUGAUUUCCCUUUGGUAAGGAUGAUAUCGCUUUCUUACAAUGUUAGUGUUUCUUUUCCUUUAAAAUGUAAUAUCAGUAAACCACAGUUUACUCUCUCUUAGUGAACACCUACAGCAAUGCAGGGUCAUCAAAAUGCACCAGUUACUGGUGCUAUUGCCAGGUACUUUGAGGUGUUCACCGGCUGUAAAUAGUUGGAGAAGAGAAAAGAAAAUGGCUGAUUAAAAAAGUUGUAAAAUAGAAAAAUAAAAAUAAGUUGUUUUUAAUCAUGCCCUGAGUGUCUUUUUUUUGGGAUUUUUAAUGUUUUGUCGAAUCCGUUUCCACACAGUUCUUUCUGUAACCAUAAUAUGAUACCACAAAGUGAAUAAAAAUAGCGUAGAUGCAUGGUUUGUUUACAUUGUCUUUAAAUAAUCUUUUGCUAAGAAUGAAGAAUAAAAGACACACGAAAGCUUUCGAGUGUCUCUUUUUUGGAAAUUGUACGUGUUGGCACGCUAUUUCUAAUUUUGAAACAAAUGUCAAACAAACCACUGGUUUUCACACUCAUCUGGCAUGAGUUUGCGUUUGAAAUUGAAUGAAAUCAGUUGGUUCCUGCCUCUCUUUUCUCCUCUCUUAACUUUUAAUAAGACCGACAGCAUUCUUAGACGGACACUUAGUGCCAUUCCCAGAGGUGUCUGCCUUAGAGAGAUUUGACCGUAAUGGAAGACAGAAAGCAACUCUAGGUGUCCGUCCUAUUUGACUCUCUAUAAGACAGACAUCUCUCUAAGACCGACACUUAGUGUUGGUCCCAAAGGUGUCUGCCUUAGAGAGAUUUGACUGUAAUGGAAGACAGAAAGCAACUCUAGGUGUCCAUCCUAUUUGAAUCUCUACAAGACAGACAUCUCUCUAAGAUGGACACUUAGUGUUGGCCCCAAAGGUCUCUGUCUUAGAGAGAUUUGACUGUAAUGGAAGACAGAAAGCAACUCUAGGUGUCUGUUCUAUUUGACUCUCUAUAAGAUGAACAUCUGUCUAUGACGGACACUUAGUGUCGGUCCCAAAGGUGUCCAUCUUAGAGAGGUUUGACUGUAAUGGAAGACAGAAAGCAACUCUAGGUGUCCAUCCUAUUUGACUCUAUAAGACGGACAUCACUCUAAGAUAGACACUUAGUGCCAGUCCCAAAGGUGUCCAUCCUAUUGUUGUUGCUGAAUGUUACAAUAUUAUUCUUUCAUUUUUAUUCUCACAAUGGUAUCGUGUCCUAUUUUUUUUGUUCCACAGAGUAUCAAUAGACCAUCAGAGUCAUCUACCAGAGCCCCUGUACACACUCCCCUUCUGUCUCCACCUUCUAAGGAUAUCCAUGAUAAGGUUCCAAAUGGUAGAUUUUCAAGAAAUUCAGUGCCUUCCUAUUCUGCUCACCCUCCUGAAUCUGAAAUGCGAGACCCUGGUGUAGCCACUGCAUAUUCUUCACUUUAUACUGCAAAUGAUCCCUUGGGCCGUAGACCGCCUAUCAGGCUUUAUGGAAAUACCCUUUCAACAAUCCCAUCUGCUUCUAGCUUUGAAGACUCCUUAGAAAUUGGAGAGAGUUCGUCAAGAGUGCAUCAAAAUGAAGCAUGCUCAACUUCCUCCCUUGGACUCAGACCUACAAUAGCAAACAAUUCAGGUAUUGUUUUUCUGGCCUCGGUUGGUUAGAUGUUGGAUAGCACUGUAUACAGGAUAAAAUUAAUUUGGUGGCUAGUUUUUAGGAACUUUUAUUCAGAAAUUUUAACUUUUCUCGAGAUUUAGAAAUUAUUUUCUAGGCCUGCAAUAAUUUUAUUAUUUGCUCCUUUGAACAGUUGUUUUACAGAAAAAAUUCAUUGGGUUCCCCUGUGUAGAGCAUCAUUUGCGCAUGUUUGCUAACCUGUUGCAUCUUAAUCCCUAAAGAUUAACCUUCACAUUCUGAUGUUUGUGUUCAGAUGCUCUUGCAAGAUUAAAAGAAAGAAUAAAACAGCAAAAAGAGCAAGCUUCAAGGCUGAGUCCAACUGAUAGUGCUCAAGGUAAUGCUGUCACUAAAUAAUUGUGUACAUAAAUAUUUUUAAGAGUGUAGUGAAUCAUUGGAGUUAAGUUCAAAAUGCAGAAGCAUUCAUUCUGGGAGCAAGUCAACUAAUUCUAACACCUACUAUUCUGUUUUUUUUUUUUGUUUCUUUUCAUCUGUUCCUUCCUAAUAGAAGAUCCUCAGGGGAUGGUUUUACAUAUUCUGUUUUGAUGAGCAAAGUGGAAAAAUGAGCGCAAAAUGCAAUUUAUUUGUGUUAUAUGUUGAACAGAAAAGAAAACUGAUAAACUUGCCUCAUAGCACUCGACUAGUUGAGUCAUCAAUGCUACUUUAGUCCUGUCAUCUGCUUUUCCUCCUUAUCAUAUUUGUAAAGAGCUUCUCCCAAACUUUUCAUAACCUUUCACUUGUUUAAAGCAGAAUAAUCAUGUGUACAUUUUCAAAACUGCGAGGUUGAGUCUUUCUUAGUCGUGAUAACUUUUUUGAAGAUUUGUUCCAGUUUAGACAUUCUCAGGUAGCCAAGAACACUAGUCUUCUCAUCGUUAGUUUCUUGUUUUUUUUUUUAUGUUGUAAACGUCUCCUGGUAAACUUUCUUUGAGCUUUCACUUGCUCAACCUGUAAAAAACUCUCAACUAUUAAUUCAAAACCACGUGUCAUGUUAGACAAAACAAAGAAAUAAUCUUUCAAUUACAUCAUUGAUCUCUGUCUGUACACUUAUUAAGCUGAUUUAGCAAUAGAAUGGGAAUGUCAGUUGACGACGGGAAAGCGCGGGGAAAGGACUAAACGCUACUUCCAUUUCCCAAUUUGCUGCUCUACGGUUGGUCAAGCCAUUUGUUUGAUUUGCGCGUGCUGUCAUCAACUGACGUUCCCGUUUUGUCGCUAAAUCAGCCUAUUGAGAAGAGGGCUGUAACAACCAAUCAUUACGUUUUAUUUCCCCAAGAAUGACCAUCAUCUGUUUUCUCCUAACAAUGUUAAUACACUAUGAAGAGAAACCGGUUAUGAGAAUUACAGUCAAACCUGUGUAUAACGGUCCUGUAUUUAGCUGUCACCGGACAACUUCCGAAAAUUUUCAGUUGCCUUAUAUUUUUCUGCAAAGUUGAGCUGUAUAUAGCGGUCACCCUGCAUAUAAUGGUCACCUUGUAAUUUCCCAAGGGUGAGCAUUGACAGGUUUGACUGUAAUAAAAUCACCAAAGGAAAAAUGGUUUGAUCUUUUAUCAAAUUCUCUCAACUACCUCUUGAGGGAAAUGUACACUGUAUCAGGUUUCUCAAUAGAACCGCCGUGGGCCGCUAACUAGCGGCGAAUGAAACCCUAAAUAUCGGCGAAUGAAACACAAAUCCAGCGAAAAGAAACGAAACAAAACUCACCUCUGGCUUCGCUGAAGAGCCUCCUACUUUAUCAGUGAUCACCUCCUACUUAAAAAUCUAUUGAGAACCCUGUGUAUGGAGGUCAGUCUAGAGAAUUUGUAUGUGGAUAUCAGGGCUUAAAGUAAUGGGUUAAUUUUUAUACUUUGUUCUAAUAGGGAAUGGUUCUUCCAAUCCUUCACCUCCACCAGAACAGAGACCAUCUGUACAAAGCGUUGAUUCUACUACAGCUGCAGAUUCCUACAGAGCUGAUGUAGAUGUUCCUGUGAGAACUGCUGGAGUGAUAUCUAAGAGGAAAGUGGCCUCUGCUCCUGCUGCCCCUGCUUAUAAAGGUAACAUGAUUCUUCUUCUUGCACCAUCUCAGAGUUUUCUAUAGAAUUUUAAUUAGCAGCAUGUGCAGUGAAUUAGAGCGAAAUAUAAAUAAUGAUAUUAAUAGCUAUGGUUUGUAAAUGUUAAGCGUAAACAUUUAUUUUUCUGAUUAUCCGUCUUUUAUCAGGUUUUAGCAUUGUAGGCUCUCUCCUUUAGUUUGUACUUGAUUGACAAUACAACUUCAAAUCUAUCUGAGGGUGAAUUUCUUUACUAACAUCCAAAUCCAGAUUUUUAAUCCGAAAACAGAUAUUUUGUUUUUUUUACUAAAAUCCCAAAACGGGUUAGUGAUCCAAAUGAUCCACAAUGGAGGUGGAUUCUUUAGAUCAUAUCCAAAACUGGAUACUUUAUAUGUAUGAUCCGAAGCGUUUCUUUACUUUGGAUCCGAAAAGAGUGAAUAUUGCCAGCGGUAACUUGAAACAAUUUCAAUACAUACAUUAGCCUUUUGACAAGACUGCUCAUCUUUGUGGCCAUUUUUGAAACGGAAUCAUGGAUGAAACGAUUGAUUUGAUGUGUUUUAUCAGAGUGGUAAAAUCACAAUACAAACAGGACCUGCAUUGUUCUAGUUACAAGGAAAAAACUUUGACACAACUUUGCCAGCACAUCUUGCAAGACUUUCCUUUUUCAAUACAUAUCUUACAUGUGUAUUUCAUUUGGCCCAUCUAAAGCAGUAUCCUAAGGCUAACCAUCCAGAAUACGAUGAAAGAGCAGCAAACUUGCAACCUUGUUAGCAGCCAUGCUAUUCUUUCUCCAGUUUCUAUGGAAAUGAGUGAAAAAUAAUCCCUUUUUGGAUACUUUGUUUCUUUUCUCAAUGAAAAAUCCUGAUAAUGAUCUGGAUUUUUGAUCUGAUCUUGGAUUUUAGUAAAGAAACAUACCCUGAGUCAGGAUUUUUUGAUAGGCUUCAGUGAGGUAGAAUCAAAGACCACCGUGUUAUCUGAGGUGAAUCGAAAGGUUAAGAGAAAGGACCCUGCAACACACAAACUGAUCACAAAACCUGCAAACCAAAGGCCACAGAAACCAAUAACAAAGAAAGGUGAGUCAUUUCCAUUUGCUGUACUAAUUUGACGAUAACUUUAAAUUAAAAUUUGUGAAAAAUGAAGUAAUGGAACAGUUUAAAUGAACCCAGCUUUUUUUGAUUGUUAACCCUUUAAGCCCCAAUAUCUACAUACAAAUUCUCCAAACUGAUCUCCAUACAUAUCCUUUAAGAAUUAGUUGAGAAUAUUGGAUUAAAGAUCAUGGAAUUUUCUCUGUGAUAAUCAUUUUAUUAAUUCUCAUAACUUUAUCUCUUGACAGUGUAUGGAUAUUGUUAGGAGAAAAUUGUUGUUGGUCACUAUUGGGACUUAAAGGGUUAAAUGUUGCAGUUACUUUUUGUUUUCCCUUCGUUUCAACUUCAUUAACAUGCAUUACCAUACCCAAAAACAAAACACAAAAAUCAACUGAAAUAAGAAAUUAACUGCAACAUAAACAUCAACUGGACUUUACAAUAAUUCCUUUAAAAUGCCACCACUUAAUCACAAAUGAAAGUUGAGGUAAUAACAGUACUUAUCUAAGGUUGUUGAUGACUGAAGAUGAACGGCUUGCUUUUGGAACAAAUUCCGCUGAUUGGUACCAAUGAACAACUGCAUUGUUUAAUGGAGAUGUGCAGGGGAUUCCACCGGAGGUCAGCCAGUCCCUUUAAACUAAUAGAUUCUUAGUUUGUCUGACAAUCUCACAUCCCAGCCUUGAGCCCCCACACAAGGCAUCCAAGUACAUGUACCUGUCACACUUACAUGUACUGUCUCUUAGUAGCAGAAGAUCCAGGGAGGAAAAAAACAAUAAGAGAAAGACAGUAUUUCACCAGAUCAGCCCUACAAUGCGGCGGGAAUGAUUCAUGUGGGCAUGCGCUGGCAUGCCCACAUGUGAGUUUUAGGGAUUAAUAUAAACAGUUUUAAAACUUGAAAAGAAACCUUUGAAUUUGUUGCCCUUCCUUUGCAGGACCUCCAAAGGUGCAGCGAGUUAUAGCUCCCCGCCGUCCUACUGAUAUCAUCACCACAUCUUCAUGGCGUUCUGGUCAGCAGACCGUUAAAAGAAUUUUGGGUCCAGCCAAGAAGAAAAGUUCUUCUCCUGAGGGAAGUCGACCUCAGUCAAGAAGCAGCCAGGGCUCUGAUAUUUCAGAACCAAAGAGCUUGAAUUUUCAAUGGCGAGAUGAAGGUGAUGGGAAGAAACAUGCUGGUGUUGGAAAUGGAAGUGAGAAAGGUGGCGCACUAACAGAUGAGGUGCCUAGAGUGACAUCUCCAACUAAUCAAAAGCUUGUUAAUGGAUUGAAGAAGGAUUCAGGUAAUACAGUUAACUCCCUUUAUAGUGUAAGGACCUCAAGUCACUGUCCUCAUUAGUUAGAGUCCCUAAUAGCGGGAGUUUAUUUCGGUCAAACGUCUGCCUGGGAUUUAGCGGCUGUCCGUAUUAUAGCGGAGUGUCCACAAGGCAAGAGUUGACUGUAUAAGCCAGCAUGUUGUGGUGGUAUUAGUGAUGUUACAGGUUUUAGAUUACAUCUGAUUCUUGCUUUACGGACUACUCUAAGACAAUAACCUUAAUACCUAGAGUUGAUCACUGCUGUUUGUCAUUCAUUUUCCUUGAUUAACUAUUAGGUACAAUGUAGAAACCUCAUUAGCUUUCUAAAGAUGGACACUCAUAUGAGAACCAGUCAUUUUUGCAUUCUUUAUUGGUCUUAUAAUAGUUAUAAUUUAAAAUUGUUUUACUUUUCAACAAGUUUAUAAGAUUACAAGUUUCCUUUUCAAGAUCAAGUGUUAUAAAGAUGUUAAAUCUACACUGUCCUGCAAAUAGUGAUCACUAGUCUGGGUGGGUAGCAUUUGCAUUAUUGUUGAAAGAUGUUCAAAAGAAGUCCAUAAGACUUUUUUAUUAUGUUAAGGACAUCAAUAUAAGUGCAACAUUCAUAGAGAUUAAUUUCAUCUUUAUUCUACUUUCCUGAAACAGGAUCAGAUUCGGAAUUAUCUUGGGUACACUCUUCAGGUCAUGCAAAGGAAUCUGUGAGGGAUGCUGAAAAAGAUGUCAAGGAUUUAAAGGGAAACAAAAUAUUAUCAACAGAAGCUAAAAACAUCCUGUCUGACUUGGAACUUGACACAGACGAUGAAUCUGGUGGGUCUCUCUUACAUUAUGGUACCCCCAGACACCUUGCCUUUCAGCAGCAGGACUAGCUCAGUCAGUCGAGGGCUUGAAGGCACAUUGGGAGGUCAGAAGUUUGAUCUCCCGUGCCGAACCUAUACUUAAGGUCUUGCAAACAGCUCGACCUUCAUCCUCGAUAUGUGGCUCGGAUGACCAUGUAGAAUGGUGGUCCCAUCUUCAGUGGGGGUCAUAAAAUAUUGUCCUCAAUAAUAUUUGUACUUUUGUGCUAAAUAAUUAUUAUAAAUUUACAGUCAAUAAAGUGCUCUUUUUCUGUACUUGCAACUUAAAUUACAUAGGACUACUUGAUAACCAUGUAAACUCAUCUGCUAUACCUGCAUGUGUUUCCUAUUAUUUUUUCAGACAAGGAGAUGAAGAAGCCAGUAGCAGGACCCAAACCAAAACAGACAAGAGUUAAUAAACCAUCCUCUACAUCCAGAAGGAAGAGGCCUCUUAAUUCACAAUCACAAGGUCUGCAUGGUCUUCCCUUGAGUGAAUUUUUUGAAUUUGAAGGUUGAUGCAAACAAGGAAUUAACCUUAAAAUUGUCUGAACUCUUUUUCAUAGGUCCACCUAUGUCUUCUUAUCCACCCAGACAAAAAGUUAGACACUAUGAUACGGAUGAAGUAAAGGUAUGUGUAUCCCAAAUUUCACAGGGUGCAAAGAAAGUC
This is a messenger RNA of Porites evermanni, 9181 nucleotides long. The record is from the annotation of a GenBank genome assembly. NCBI's taxonomy places the organism in Eukaryota, Metazoa, Cnidaria, Anthozoa, Scleractinia, Poritidae.